AUGAAGCGUCACAGGUCGGCCCCAACCCCCAAGCAACGCACGCCGACCACGAGGACCGUUCCCGAACCAGUCCUCCUCCAACAGCCCAAGCAGCCGGCUACAUCGCAUGCGGCGGCACCCACGGCGCCAGUGGCCGCGGGUACCAGCACCUCUGGUUCCACUGCUGACGACGAUGAUGCCAGAGGCCCGCUUGGCUUUCCCGAGCCGAGCUUCUCGCCGGUCCUCAAGGUCGUCGACUGCGACAGCUUCACCCUAGUCUCACAAGCGACUGGGCGCCGCUGGAGGGCGAUCGACUCCUCUAGGGAGUGCCAGUUCGGGGAGGUACUGCGUGCUGUAGAGCUGUCAGACGAAGCUGGGGCACGGCCGGGGUACUUCGCUAUCAAGGUAUGA
This is a messenger RNA of Ectocarpus sp. CCAP 1310/34, 390 nucleotides long. Lineage: Eukaryota; Phaeophyceae; Ectocarpales; Ectocarpaceae. The record is from the annotation of a GenBank genome assembly.